Cylindrotheca closterium is the source of this 1692-nucleotide messenger RNA. The record is from the annotation of a GenBank genome assembly. Lineage: Eukaryota; Bacillariophyta; Bacillariophyceae; Bacillariales; Bacillariaceae.
AUGGGAAACACGUCCUCUUCCAAGGUCACCAAGAAAGGAGACCGUAAAGAAGAAGCAAAAGCAAUUGAAUCAUCAAAGCCCAACAAUAAGAUCACCACCACAACAACGAACACUACAAAGUCAACUGAAACUCUUCAUUCCAAAUUAUCCGUGACUGACCAUACUGGUGAUACUACUCGAAACGUCUUUGACUAUUAUGAAAAAGUCAAAGUGAUUGGAGAAGGAAGUACCUGCAAAAUCUUUGCCGUCCGGCGAAAACGCUCAUCAUCCUUUCAAGAAGAUGAAGACGAUAAUGAUGAGGACCAGCAAUCAUUGCUAGCGCUCAAGGAAAUUUCCAAAGAUCAAGUCGAUGGUACCUUUUUGGAAGAGCUCCGGAACGAAGUGGCCAUUUUGAGAACCUUGGAUCAUCCCAACAUUGUCAAAGUCUACGAAAUGUUUGAAUCCAAACGUGCAAUUUACUUGAUCAUGGAAUACUGCUAUGGUGGUGACUUGUAUGGUCGGGUGCCUUAUACAGAAGCGCAAGUGGCCAAAAUCAUGACCAAGCUCUUGUCCGCGGUAGCCUAUAUUCACAAGAAGAAUAUCGUUCACCGCGAUAUCAAGAUGGAGAAUAUCAUGCUGGAAUCGGACAAGCCAGAUGCCAAGGCCAAGUUGAUUGACUUUGGGUUGAGUCAGUCGUAUUGUAUUAGUAGCAGUAGUAGUAACAACAAGUCCAAGAUGACUCAUCUCUCGGAACUUGUGGGAACGGCCUACUGUAUGUCACCUCAAGUGAUUCGCAAGCAAUACACUUCCAAAGCGGAUCUUUGGGCUUGUGGUGUGGUGGCCUUUAUACUACUUUCCAACAAGUGGCCAUUUGAAGGGAGUGCCAACAAGGAAAUUACCAGCAAGAUUUUGAAGAAUGAUUGGAACAAGGACUUUGAAGGAGAGGAAUGGAAACAUAUCUCGAGUGAAGCCAAGGCCUUUGUACGGCAUCUUAUGGCCUAUGACGAAGACAAGCGAUGGGACGCGGGUCAAGCCCUUCGAUCCAAAUGGUUGACCAAGGCAUUUCCUUCCGACGAAGGUCCUCCAGAGCAAAAAGUCUUGAACAGUGUGACGAAUGCUCUGAUCCAAAAUGCAAAUGAUGGGAAAAUGAAAAAACUUGCCAUGCAAGUCAUUGCGUACAAUAGUUCCACCAACGACAUUGAAAAAUUACGACAUGUAUUCGAUCAGUUUGAUGCCAACCACAAGGGGACUAUAAACUAUUGGGAAUUCCGAACCUCGCUGAAUCAGUGCAAGUACAAGGAUGCGGACAUCAAGAAAAUAUUCAAGAAUCUGGAUGUGAAUGGGACGGGUGUCAUUAACUAUACAGAAUUCAUUGCUGCCACUUUGGAAACUCUGGGAAAGAUUGAAGAUGAAAGGAUACGAGCAGCCUUUGAUAAGUUGGACGAAGACAAUACUGGACACAUUUCCAAGGAAAAUCUAUGCACCGUGCUUGGAGAAAAGUGCACGGCAAGCGAUUGUGAUAACCUUGUCAACGAACUAAUGGAGGAAGUUGACAUAGAUGGGGAUGGGACCAUUACAUAUGAUGAGUUUUUGAAUCUUUUCCGUGAACGGCAUCGUCAAGCCAAUCAAAAUGCGUGCUGUUCACCCAUGAAAUCCAAAGAAGAAGAAAAAUCAAAUGGUUGUGGGGGCAAGACCUGUGGUGGAAGCAGCUAA